AAAAUGAUUGAACCUGAUGAGGGAGAACACCUAAUGCCUGUCACCCAGAGAAAAGACUGGCGGGGGGGGGGGGGGGGGGGUUGCAGUGAUAAUUGUGUGGUUCUGCUAAUUCUAUUUAUAGGCCUUCUGUAUUUCAGCAGCUGUCCCUCUUCUAUCUCCCUGCCCAGCUCUGCUCACAUUACCCCCCCCACCUCCUCCCUCACCCCCUCACCCACCACCACCACUCCGCGGACCAUGGCUUUACCGUGCUAACUAUGACCCCGCCCUCGAGGCUGCCCUCCCACUCACUCAGGGCUAGCGACUGUGAACAUUGUGCAGACCUUAGUCUUACCCUGCCUCAGCCCAGACUGCUUUGCCCAGGGCCAGACUGAAGAUUGGAAAGGUUAACCAGGCCCAGAGAGAAGUGCUGCAUGGUACAACUGGCCACUGGGUGUUUGACCUGUGUGCAGAAAAGGCCAACACAGUACCUCAUCGUUCACCGAUAAUUUCCCAUUCUUCAUCACUCCAUAUAAAAGUACACCUUAUUCCCCGCGACCAUCUCUCCAUCGCAUUUCCCUGUCAACAUUCCUUACCUUCAUCCUCCACGCGACACAACUUGUUCCAUGAAUUUUGGCCAAUCAUCAUGGCGUACAAAUCGCGCUUUUCCUUUUGGGAGCGUAAGGGAAGUCUUGUAAUUUUUUGUGUUUUUGGCCUCACUGUUCUUUAGUGCAUGUCAUUUCUUGACACUGUUCAGUUAUGUCGAUAUAGAAACGUUGUAGCUGGAAUCUGUGGUUUGAUUUUGUUGUAUUGCUUCUCUUUGUGUAGGUUACAGUUGACAACAAGUCAGAUUCUGAUGUGGAUAAUAGCCAGCCUCAGGCAGUCUCUAAACCUGGGCUAGACACAGGAAGUGGUCCACAGUCAACAGUAUCAACAGUCGAGGAGUCCAACUCUAACAUUGCCAUGGGCGGUCCAGAGGAGGAGCAGAGUGCUGGGGGUAAAAAGGUGGUGAGGGUUGUGAGGAGAGUUGUUAGACGUGUGGUUCCUGCUGGGAUGGAAGAGCAGAAGCAGACUACUGUUUCUGAGGCCGCCAGAGCUGCAGACUCUGUGGUCAAAACAUCCCAGGGUUCUGCGGGCGACAAGGAUGAUAUCUCCAUGGGCCUGACCAGUUUGAUGGGUAGAAGUAGAACCAAGGAGCAUCGGCCUCGCACCCGCACCCAAGACCGCAAAGAGGAUAUGAAAGAGGAGGUGAAGCAGCAGCAGGAGGAGGAAGGGAAAACAGAAGAGGCAGCAUCCACAGCUGUACCCACCUUUAUAGUACCAAAAUCUGUACCACUGAAGCCCAGCCCCCUGACCCCCCCAGCUGGGUUUAUCCCCGCUUCCAAACCUGACCCGUUAGGCCCUCCAGCUGGGUUUAUACCCACUCCUAGACCUGACCCGUUAGCCCCCCCAGCUGGGUUCAUCCCCGCUCCCAAAUCUGACCUGUUAGCCCCCCCAGCUGGCUUUAUACCCACUCCUAGACCUGACCCGUUAGCCCCCCCAACUGGGUUCAUCCCCACUCCCAAACCUGACCCAUUGGCCCCCCCAGCUGGGUUCAUCCCCACUCCAAACAAAACCAGCUGACUUCCCCACCUGGUUCUGUCCCCCCAAGAAAAUCCAGUCCCAUCCCACAAAAACAGAACCCCCUGGCAAGGCCCCCAGGAUUCAUCCCUGUUGUUAAGACAGA
Sphaeramia orbicularis (orbiculate cardinalfish) is the source of this 1702-nucleotide messenger RNA. Its product is annotated as actin cytoskeleton-regulatory complex protein pan-1-like. NCBI's taxonomy places the organism in Eukaryota, Metazoa, Chordata, Actinopteri, Kurtiformes, Apogonidae. The record is from RefSeq and is a predicted model, not a curated record. The transcript is spliced from 3 exons. Bases 940 to 1599 code for a protein of 219 amino acids.